AUGAGCUCACAGUCUUCUCUGAAUGAUAUAUCGAAUGCUAUCAGACAAGAGAUUAUACGAUUCGAAAGUGUUCAUCCAAACAUCUAUGCUAUAUACGACCUUAUUGAUGCAGUUGAGGAUAAAAAUUUGGCAGAAUCAUUGCGUCAGUUAGUUGUGUCAAUUGAAGACGCAUUCGUCAAUAGUCAGGAGUGGACGCUCAGUAACGGCGUUCCAGGCAUAAAACUGGGGCUUCUUGGUUCUGUUCAAAGUGGGAAGUCCGCCUUGGUACAUCGCUAUCUCACAGGAGCGUAUGUCCACGAUGAGUCCCCAGAAGGUGGAAGGUUUAAAAAAGAGCUAUCUUGGACAAUCAAAGUCACUUGCUUCUAA
Messenger RNA from Schistosoma mattheei, 366 nucleotides. Lineage: Eukaryota; Metazoa; Platyhelminthes; Trematoda; Strigeidida; Schistosomatidae. The record is from the annotation of a GenBank genome assembly.